Molecule: messenger RNA, 538 nt
Organism: Rhinopithecus roxellana (golden snub-nosed monkey)
Lineage: Eukaryota; Metazoa; Chordata; Mammalia; Primates; Cercopithecidae
Product: thrombospondin type-1 domain-containing protein 8
Exons: 3
Coding region: 108-455 (115 amino acids)
Source: RefSeq, a predicted model, not a curated record
UUGCCUUCGGCCGGGACCACUGCACCGGCCGGCGGGGGUAAUGCGGCCGCCGCAGACUCCGCGCACGACUCUGCCUGCGAGCGCGCUGGGUGCCGUUGGAGUCGGGGAUGGCCCGGACCCCGGCAGCGCUGCUACUGGCGCCUCUGCUACUCCUGCCGCUGGCGACCCCUGCCCAGGUCUACCAGGACUAUCAGUACUUUGGCCAGCAGGGCGAAGGUGACACCUGGGAGCAGCUGAGGCUGCAGCAUCUAAAGGAAGUCGAGGACUCAAUCCUCGGCCCUUGGGGAAAGUGGCGGUGUCUCUGCGACCUGGGCAAGCAGGAGCGCAGCCGCGAGGUAGUCGGCACAGCGCCAGGCCCAGUUUUCACGGAUCCGGAGAACCUGAUCCAGUUACGACCCUGCCGGCAACGGGAUUGUCCAUCCUGCAAGCCCUUCGACUGCGACUGGAGGCUCUGAGCCCGAGCAGGGCCCCAGAGACCGUGAAGCAGAGCUUGCAAAGUGACCCGGUCCACCGAAUUCCCCACACUGAGUGUUCGGCC